Talaromyces stipitatus ATCC 10500 is the source of this 2448-nucleotide messenger RNA. RefSeq lists its product as uncharacterized. The transcript has 3 exons. Bases 1 to 1854 code for a protein of 617 amino acids. Lineage: Eukaryota; Fungi; Ascomycota; Eurotiomycetes; Eurotiales; Trichocomaceae. The record is from RefSeq and is a predicted model, not a curated record.
AUGAAACUCGAAAUAGAAACAAGACAACUACAACGAGCCUGGAAAGAAUUCCAAGAGUCCUCACUUUCUCAAGAACAGAAACAGCAUCCAGAUGAUUUGAUCCGGGAAAUUCAAGACGCCAUCCAGUACUGGUCCUCGCAUCGCCAGCGAGUCCUCUUCCGGAAGUCAAUCAAAUGGGCUGAGAAAUGUCUCGAAACCAUGAAUGGACAUGCCGUAUUGAUGCAAGCCCUGCCAGACCCGAAGCGGUAUUGUGACUUAUUCUUUGGAGUUGUAUAUUCCAUCGUCAGGGCGGCAAGAGAACAAUAUCGGGUAGCAGAAGCCUUUCUCAAGCUCCUGUCACGAAUUAACCAUGCCGUCACCUCUGCAGUCACCUCUGCAGUCCAGAUGGACUCGUCGACCGAAAAGGUCGCUACCUUAUACGGUCAGGUAUUUUUAUUCCUGAGCGAAUUCCUCCGCGACUAUGUCUCCAAGGCCCGCUGUCGGCUACUGUACAGCCACAACGAAGACUUCAAGUCUAAUUUCAAGAAUCUAGUCACCAGUGUCGAGAACCUGGCGGCUAUGCGACUUGAAUCUGCUUGUGCUGACUAUACAGACAAAUCAUGCGCUGCAUUAAACCAUGUUGACCAUACAGGACUAGAAAAGGUUGGAUUGGAAGGGGACGCUCGGAGACACGUAUCUCAGACGACAACGGUUUGGCAGUUAAUUUGGAGUACUCGACAACAACGGCUCCUCAACGACAAACUCGCCGCUGAACAGACCAGAAUUUUAGAGGCGUUUUUGGCUUCUUUGCAGGCCCAAGUGCAUCAGCUUGAGAUGGAUAACGAAUGUACCUGGUCAGGUAGCAGCGUCCCCCACAAAACAACCCGUCCACCUGACUCUACAAAACCGGGUUCUAAACGUCGCCUUCUCAAAGUUAUCCUCCAACAAGACUCCUCCCCUUUACAAGACUACUUUGACAACAACGAACAGAUCCAUCCUUUUGGCCGAGACCAGCGCCUGGAAAUCUCAACGUCAAUAGCCAAAGCUCUGUUUGACUGGACCCAGACAAAUUCGUCCGUCCCUCUUGCGAUCAAGGGUUCUAAACCAGUGGGACUCCCCGGGCGACUGACUUUGGUAUCUGCAUGCUACAUUUCUGUAGCACGCAAACAAAACAUCCCCGUCAUAUCGCACUUUUGUGCUGCAACACCACGCCCAAACAAAAAGGCAGGCUUGAUUGCACUCGUAUAUAGUCUGAUCCGGCAACUCAUCGAACUCGCCCCUCCCAUGCUGGAUUAUGAUAGUAACUACGAUUUAAGUGGAGACCGCUUUCGUCGGUUGAACGGUACAAUUGGGUCUUGGGCUGAUGCGCUUUCGAUUCUGGAUACAUUACUGCGAUAUCGACCACCCGUGUUGUUUUGCGUUAUUGACGCUCUUGAUGUGCUGGAGGAGUCGGGAACAGCAGAUGACCAAUACGUCAAAGGAUUAGUGUCUAUUCUCUCAUCCCAAAGCAGUCGUCAACCGACAACCACGCAAGCACCUGCUACAAGUGGGACUACAUCGGCCGCCGACGACGAAGCAAAGACCAACGGCACAGACAAUAUGGCAUCUACGACAACAACAUCAACAACAUCAACAACAUCAACAACAUCAACAACAUCAACAACAACAACAACAACACCAACAGCAUCAAUCGACCCGUCCCCCGCUCAGAACGGCUUACUCAAAGUCCUAUUUACAACAGCCGGGAAAUGUAAAGCUUUGCAAGAUGUGUUGGUGGACCAGGGCUUAGGUCAAGUGGUUACCACACCGGACACAGAGCAUAUCAAUGUUGCUGCUGUCGACGCCGACGAAGAUGUUGCCAUGGUGGAUGCAUGAUUCCACUCACCUUAUUCAACACUCAUUCUUAUCCUACCCUCUUGCACGACGCAACCGACUUAUAUACCGAUAACGACAUGUACGACAUAUUAUUUCCUACUGUUCUUCCUCUAGCGUUUUUCGUUUUACAUUACCCAAGCAUGGAUGGAUUACGGUUUUUCUUAUUCCUCUGUAGGCAGUUAGUUUCUUUUGGUUUGGAAUCGGGAGGAUAUAUCUGGGCAUUUUUACUUUUCAUUCUUCUUUCACUAUUCUUCUCAUGCAUGCAUGCAAGCAAUUUAGUGGAAUUCUUUCUUGCUUUCUAUUCCCCCUCUCCUCUACGGGCCGUUUUUAUACACCCCACGACAUUCAUUUUAUACGUAUAUACGAUUACGCCAAGAAUUGGUGCUUCUAUUUUUUCUAUCUUCUUCUAUCUCUAUCUAGUAUCUAGCCAGUACUAGUGUGUAAGUUAUGGAUCUUAGAUGUAUGAAUAUGAGUCGUUCCGUUCGUACAUCCACCCCCAAGAGACUGUUGCUUAGUUUGUAGCCAUCUGCUUCCUUCUAAAUUGUGGUGACUCACCUGGAAACCCCUUCCCACGGAUUUGGAUUGUUAGACCGC